GCAUGGUGAGAGAACAGUAGAACUACUGAGAAGUUUGAGUGUCAAAAUAGUUGGGAAAUAUCUCCAGAUGUAGAGGCUGCGGGUGUUAUGUAAUGGAAGAUGUUAAAAAAACAGAGCGAAAUAGUUUUGUUUUUUAAUAACAGAACUCAAGAGGCUAGGUUGUCUCCUUCUGUGAUGAAACCGUGGACUUCCGGCCCACAUGUAUCCACGGUGACCCGAGAUAACAGCGUCCGGGCUCCGUGUCCUCUCCGGCUGCAAGUAUCGGGGCACCUUUGAACCACUCCCCCUGUAACUGAGUUGCACUCCGGCUGCAGCUGACCCACCAUGGCCACGUCUCCCGUCAAAGACUUCCUGGUUACCUAUUUAAUGCCAGAGAAAUGUUACGAGAGAAUUUUCGUCAGCUUCCAGUUUAACGCACCUUGCCUAAAGUUUAUACUGAACAGAAUUGCUGGAUUUUGGAUCAUACUGGACACUUUCCUGGCACAGCUCCCUCAGCUGUUGAAGAUCCUAUGGAGAGGAAGUGCAGAAGGCCUGAGUCUGACCUCCGCUCUCCUGCAGCUUUAUGCCUUUUCAUGUCCUGUUGUGUACGCUGUGGCCAACCACUUCCCACCCUUUGCCUGGGGUGAGAGGCUCAUCACGUUGGUCCAGACCGCAGCCAUCGUCUUCCUCAUCCUGCAUUAUCGUGGUGAAACCCUCAAAGGAGCGCUGUUCCUCUUGGCUUAUGGGGCCGUCAUGUUCCUUUUGGGCUCCUACGCAGCUGCAGCAGUUGCCUCAGUGAUGCAGGCCUCCAGUCUGGCAGCUUUAAUUGCAAGCAAGGGUCUCCAGGCUGGAACCAACUACAAAAACGGCCACACAGGACAGCUGUCCACUCUGUCUGUGUUACUGUCGUUGGCAGGAUCGCUGGGAGUUUUCUUUGUGUCUCUACAGGAGGCAGGAAGCUCAUUUGACACUCUGUCACACACACUGUCAACCGGUCUCAGCUGCGUCCUUCUGGCCCAGGUCCUCUGUUACAGGAGCAGCGCCACCACUAAGAAGAAGAGUGAGUAGGGGUGGAGGACAAUGACAAAUUAAGACUCAUAUCAGACGUGAACCCUUCCUGUCAUUCAGGAAAUGUUUGUGACUCAAGAACUCAAAUACAGCACAGAAGUAGCAGUAAAUGUUUACAAUGUCCUUUUGUAUAAAGACGCCCAUGUGCGACACUCAGAUCUACUUUAAAAGGAGUCAUGAGAACUCUCAUUGUCAUGCUAUGUAAUCAUUUUAUACAAUAAAAAUGUAUUUCUGCAGUACGUUUCCUCAGUUAUUAUUAUUAAAGAGUCCAUUCUUAGGUGUUGCAAAUUUGGGUUCACUAAAAUGUUCAGUUGCAGCUCUUAAUCAAAAAGGUUCAAACUGACUGGCCAUCUAUGUCUAGGUUCAGAGUAAGGCAAGUAAGUCUUCACACAUUAUCACAAGAA
Messenger RNA from Epinephelus fuscoguttatus (brown-marbled grouper), 1451 nucleotides. Its product is annotated as mannose-P-dolichol utilization defect 1 protein-like. The transcript is spliced from 7 exons. The record is from RefSeq and is a predicted model, not a curated record. Gene Ontology annotation, biological process: oligosaccharide biosynthetic process. NCBI's taxonomy places the organism in Eukaryota, Metazoa, Chordata, Actinopteri, Perciformes, Serranidae. The coding region runs from base 325 to 1047 and encodes 240 amino acids.